CACGACUGGAGAUGGUGCAGUGAGGUGAGUCUAACGAAUAGCCUCAAAAUCAUGUUGAUCCUCGCUUGGAAUGAGAGGCAAUCUGAUCGGGCUUUAGUCCUAAUGCUCACUUCCAUUUGUAUAUAUUCAGAUUAAACUACCAGUACGGUAGUACCUGGGCAAUCAAUCGUUAAGCUGAAUUUUAAUAGGCAUAGUAAUCAUUGUUUUCGUUGCAGCCACAAAAUCUCCUACGACUACAAAUCAAAGGCUUGCGUAGAGAUAUACCAAAAAUAUUUGACCAUGCGUGCAAUCCUGCAGUUAGCAGUGUUGUCCUCCAUAGUAAUUGUUGCUCAAGCAAAGAACAUCAGUCAGCCUCAUAUAAUAUUCAUCUUGGCUGAUGAUUUGGUGAGUACUGUGAGGUAACCCUUUGACCCUUAAAAGUGAUAACCCUUUAGCUCCCAGAUCAAAUUUGUAAUUCUCCUAACUGUCAAUCAUAGAAUUCUAGGUUGUAAUCAUUAUGUUAGUUCAGGGAAAUGUAAUAUUGGAUCAAGUUAUUAUCCCCAAACUGAUAUUUUUCUUUAUUCUCAUCACUUAUCUGGUUGAUAUUGUAUUGAUAUUGUAAGGAGAAAUUCUGUCUUGGUCACUCAUGUGAGUUAGAGGGAUAAGCAUCUAAUUUCUCCUUGCAAUAUCACCCCUGAAUCAAACAUUCAGGAAACAAGAAUGAAAGAAAUGAUCACCUAUUGAAGAAGCUCUUGAUUGUUAAACAAAUUCUCUCAGUCAACACCUAAGGAAAUGUAAAGAGAGCAGAAUGGAGAAUAUGCAAACUGAUGGUAGAGUGAAAAGGUCUAAUAAGACCACAUAUUAUUACAGGUUUAUCAUGAUAAUUACUUUUUGUUGAUUUUAAAUAUACAGUUGUUGUACAUUCCUUUUUUGUUUUUCUUUAUUUGCUAUAUUUAAACAUCCCUACUGUAAACUAAACUACCCAUUCAUGCAGAGAACUAUACUUUUUAACCCUGCCACUGCCAAGAUCUGAUUGUUAAUUCUCUCCUGUUUAGCUGCUAAACAUUUUCUUGUGGAUUGCAUAGUUGCAGGAAUUUGAUGUAUGAUUAAGAAUUAACAACCUCUACUUGAUAAGUUUGAAUAUUCUCAUUACCUGUUUGUGGAUAUUUUUGGGAGAAGUUACAUGUUAAUCACCUCUUGGAGUUUAAGAGCUGAAAGAAAUUAUGAAAUAAUGAAGUGAUCUAAUAAGGCUGUUGUGUUCUUUCUUCUUUUUUCCAUUUUUUUAGGGCUGGGAUGAUGUGAGUUUUCAUGGCUCAAAGCAAAUUCCGACUCCUAAUAUUGAUGGUUUGGCAAACAAUGGAGUGAUCUUGAACAACUACUACGUGUCACCAAUUUGCUCUCCAAGUCGCAGUACUAUCAUGACAGGAAAAUAUCCCAUACACACAGGUAAAUAUCUGCUACAACCAGUUAAAUAUCUUGUAUACACCUGUAGGCAAUUAUCAGGUAUAUCUUUUGUAAUUCAAAUUUUUUCCUUGCUCCAGUUUGAGAAUUAAUUUUAUUGAUACAGAUCAUGAAAAAAAAAAAGAAAGAAAGAAAUUUAAUAUCUAACUGAUUUGAAUGAUGACUUAAAGUUUAGUGUUUCACAGAUAUAUUGAACCACCAGAUAUAGGAAACCUUAAAAAAAAUUGUUUAUAUCUACUUUUUUUGGUGAGAUUAUAAAGCAGCAAAAGCAGAUUGAAGUUAUCUUGAAUAAUCAAUUGUAUGGUCUAACUGUGUGUUAACCCUUUAAAUCUGUCUAACUCCUCUUUAACUCCUUUAACCCACAGAGGUGACUAACAUUGAACUCCUCCCUAUAAUAUUCAUACAUUAUCUAGCAAACAGGCAAUGAGAAUACUCUAACCUAUCAGGUCAAAGUUUUCAUCUUUAUGUAACACCAAAUUCUCCUGACUAUAUGACUGUAAUAUAUAGGGAAAUGUGCAGCAGCUAGUAGGGAGAAUUAAACAUCAGAUCAUUGGAAUUAUACAAGGGUUAAAAUAGGAAAUGACUUCAGAUAGGAUACCUCGGGUGAUUUAAGAUUAUAUGAAGCAAAUUUAACAGCAUCUGAAACCUUGGCCCUGGGUAGGGCCUUAUUGAAGAGCUGCUGUCUGGCUUUCAGAAUGAAAUUUUCUGGCAUGUAUAUUCAAAACAAGAAUAUUAAAUUGAAAGACAGAAAAUUGUGCACAAGUGAAUGAGGGUUUUUGUAAGAAAGAUUUUCAGUGAACCAUUAUUGAUUAACUUUUUUUCCAUGAUGACCAUUUUCAGGAAUGCAACACAGUGUUAUCAUGGGUGGAGAGCCUUUUGGGUUAGGUCUGGAGGAAAAAUUGCUACCUCAGUUUCUCAAAGAAUUGGGUUAUGCCACACAUGCUGUGGGAAAGGUACAGAUUUGAAUAAUUCUAAUCUAUCAUAAGAGUAGGCUUUAAGUACAUGUACUUUCUGAUGAGUACUAUGAUACAGCAUGCAAUGCAAAGCUGGGUAAGAUAAGACAAUGAGUGGCCUGGUACUAGUAAUAGAAGCCUUUUAACCCUUUACAUCCUAACAUCAGUAUGCAAACUCUUUAUACUAUGUUCUAUACACUUCUUAAGGUGCUGACAAGGAGAAUUUAUAUAACAAUCAAGAGCUUUUUUGUUUGGUGAUCAUUUCCUCUAUUCUCAUGACCUUUAUGUGUGAUUCAGGGGUGAUAUUGUAGGGAGAAAAUAGAUGUUAGUCACUUGAAAGGGUGAAAGGGUUAAGAAGCCAUUGUAUUCAUAAUAAAACAAUCUUAGGGUUUAAAUGUAUGUUCGUGGACAUGAAUAUCUUCAGGGACCAAGUCCAUGGGUUAGCUCUGAAAAAGGCCCAGCUUUUUACUUUCUCUCUUUAAAAAGACAGAACAUGCAAAAGUUGAAAGAAAGUGGUUUUAAAAACUCCAUUUGCAAGUAUUGUGUUAGAAUUAUUAACGGAUAACAUCAUGUGAUUUCUCACUGUGGGUAGUAAGAUUGGUUUAAUGUUUCAAUCCUAUAUGAUUUUCUGUGUGUGUCAUUAAAUUUGGUUGUUGUUGAUGUGGAAUUGCAAGUAUGCUUUGGAGUAUAUGAAUCAAUUUAUGAAAUAUUUUUGGUUUCAUGAUGUUUUGCUCAAUUUGUCUGUCAGUGGCAUCUGGGAUUCUUCAAGUAUGACUAUACCCCAACGAAAAGAGGAUUUGACUCAUUCUUUGGAUACUGGCUGGGUGCUGGUGACUACUGGGAUCAAUCUGAAGCUGAAAUGUAUGGGUCAUGGGGAUUGGACCUAAGGAACAAUACAGAGGUACAUGUACAUGCACUGAAAUUUCCUUUGUAUUUAAAAUCUCAUACCAAGAGUGAUUCAUGAGAGCCUCUACAAAUUCCAACUGCACAAUAUUUAAUCAUCAUUGUUGUUGUCAUGAUCAUGAUCAUCAUCAUUAUUGGGGGCAGAUUCAGGAUAUUUUGCAAGAGGGGAUGCACCACUAAGAAAUAAGUUUUAAUUGUCCGCUGAAGAAGCAGGGUUAUGACUGGGCAAUAACACGGUGUGAAUUUUUGAGAAUACAUAGCAUAUGAUACAGCAGAUUUUGUAUCGCCAUGAAGCUGCAGGUCAUCUUGCGGGGAAGGGGCAGGGGAGAGGUACAUACCCCUUGCACCCCUCCCCUCAUAGAUCCACCCUUGUAUCAUCAUCUCCAUUUUCAAAGAAGAGGUAUAGGGGCUGUUAGAUUUUUCUCCAACACACUUAAUUCCACAUCAUGUCUUGCCUGCAAUCCAGCUCUUAAACCCCUUCUUGUCUCUUUCCUUCAGAAUGACUUCUUCAUAUUUUUUUAAACAAAAUGAAUAUUUAAGAAUUGCUUUUUGUUAAAUUUUGCAGCCUGUGCAUAACCAGUGGGGAAAUUACCGCACCUAUAUGUUCACAGACCAUGCUGUAAAUUUGAUCAACUCACACAACACCUCCAAACCACUCUUUUUGUACCUGGCGCAUGAAGCAGUUCAUAGUGCAAAUGCACACCAACCACUUCAAGCACCAAAGGAUCUGAUUAACAAGUUUAACGACAGCAUCCAUGAUGAGGAUCGGCGAGUUUUUGCAGCAAUGGCUACAGCACUGGAUCAAUCUGUUGGAAAGGUGAAGUGAGCGAUGCAAGCUUGUAGUCACUGAUAGUUUCAUUUGGUGUAUCAAAAAUAAUCUUGACUAUUUGAUCUUGUUGUUGGUUGACGUACAUGCUGUACGUUGGGAUAAGAUUCAAUCUUGUAGCAAAAGGAAUACCAAUGCAGUGCUCAGACAAAUAAGAACAAAGUUUGGAGUUACAAGAAGCUUCUUAAAACCAUUUAUGUCAAUUAUUUUUCUGCUGGAUUUAAUUCUUAUACAGGGGGUGUACAUACUAUAAAAAAAGUCUGUACUAGAGCUUAUUUUAGUCAUCCAUCGAGCUGGAGCUUAUCAUGUUUUUCCAGAGCAUGAGGUGACUAAAAGUAUCACAACACCCACCCUGGAUGGGAUGCCAGUCCAUCAUAAGGGUACCCCCUGUCAAGCUAUGCUGAGAAUUUGCUGAUAGCCAUUUACACAUCUGGAUUGAGAGAAGCACUGUCAUAGAAAAGUGUUUACCCCAAGAACACAACACAGUGACCCAGCCAGGUCUGACUCCAGACCACUGCACCUACUGUAAAGUCACCACUUCUUCCAAUUUAUACAUACUGAGUCAAUGAAGAUUUUCUCUUCAGUCUGACUCCUGAACUUGUUUUUUGGUUACAUUAGGUGGUUGACACACUCAGAGCAAGAGGAAUGUAUUAUAACUCCAUCAUUGUGUUUAGUACUGACAAUGGUGGACCAGCCAAUGGUGUAAGUCGGAACACAGCUUGUAAUUAUCCGCUGAGAGGAACCAAGUAUACUUUGUGGGAAGGUGAAUAAUGAAUGAUUAUAAAUGAUUAUGAUAAGAUGAUGAUGGAGGAUAUAGAUUGUACUAUUAGCCUCUUAAUACCCUAACAUCAGUAUGCAUAUUCUCCAUACUGUUCUCCAUACAUUUCUAAGGUGCUGACAAGGAGAAUUUGUUUAACAAUCUAGAGCUUCUAUCAUUGGUCAUCAUUUUCUUUUUCUUGUGACCUUAUGUGUGAUGUUGGGGGGAGUAUUGUAAGGAGAAAUUAGAUGCUAGUCACUCUCAGGUGUUAAAGGAUAAACACUCACAAGUUUCUUUGGUUGAUGAUCAACGCUAUCAUUCUCUUGACCUUAAUAUGUGAAUCAGGAGUGAAAUGAAAAGAAAACAGAUGCUAGGUUAAGAUUUAUGUAUUCUAAGUAAUUUGUUAUCCACAGAUAUCUUACAUCCAUUUUCAAUUGAUAGAUUAACUACACAGAACGUUUUGAGUGUAUAUUGUAGAUCUGUAGUGGCAUGAAGGGUUACUCUGUGGUCUCCUUCUAGAAAAGGAGCCAUAAAUAACCUUUGACCCUUAAGAGUGACUUGCAUCUAAUUUCUCCUUGAAAUAUCACCUCAGAAUCAAUCAUUAAGGUCAUGAGAAUUAAGAAAAUGAUCACCAAAUAAAGAAACUUUUGACUGUUCAAGAAAUUCUCCUCACCAGCUUGAAAGGAAGUGUUUAGAGAACAGUGUGGAGAAUGUGUAUACUGAUGUUAGGAUGUAAAGGGCUAAAUAACACCCUAGUCUGCUUAUUGCAUUUUGUACAUCUGAAUUUGAUAUGGAUACAUGGUGAUCGGUGAAUAUGAGGGAAAUUUAGCCAUUGUUGCAACUUAGAAAAUUAAAUUCAUUUUGCCAUUCUGGUGGAUGGUGUUACUGUAUGUGCUUGAAAUUAUCAUAAAAUCAGCGAAUCGUUACGUCAAAGAGUAGUGAAUAUCAUGAUAAUAAUAAAUCUAAGCGUUCUAGUAUCAUCUCUUAAUCCGUCAGGAGGAAUCAGGGGAACCUCUUUUGUCCACAGCCCCCUCUUGGCAUCCACAGGCCGUGUGAGCAUGGACCUAAUGCAUCUGUCAGACUGGCUCCCUACACUCUACGGGCGUGCGGGUGGGGACGUGCAGAAGCUCCUUAACAUAGAUGGGUACGAUAUGUGGCCUUCUUUGUCCAAGGGCGAGAAGUCUCCUCGAAAGGAACUGGUGCAUAACAUUGACCCAGUGACGUGGGCAUCUGCGCUGCGAUAUGAACAAUGGAAACUGUUGGUGAAUGAAAGUGAGAAAUGUGUUUUCGUGAUAUCCUAAACGCAUGCUGUAAAACGGUCUUUUUAGGAGCUCGGAAGACUCAAACUCUCCAUCAUCUUGAGGUUGAAACGGCGUGCCUGGGCUGCAGUUUUUGCGUGAAUUUGUCGCACCAAGGCAGCGUUUCCUGAGUUUGUGUGUCUAUUUUACCCUUUAAACCUUAAGAGUGACUAGCAUCUACUUUUCCCUUACAGAAAUACUUUUGAGUCACUCAUUGACAUGAUAAGAAUACAGGGAAAUGAUCACCGAACUAAGAAACUUUGAUUGUUAAACAAAUUCUCCUUGUCAGUACCAAAAGAAUUGUAUGGAGAAGGGCAUGGAGAAUAUGGAUACCGAAGUUAGGGCGUUAAUUUUAACCUGGAACUCAAUGCCCAGGCAACUCUAACCGUUGUUGCGCGCCACACCUUAGAGCUACGACACUUCACACUUACUGUCUAGUAUUGAAAUGGGACCAAAGUUGUCAGGAGAGGCCUCUCCUAAUUACCGUUUCGUUAUCGCACCAACGUGCUAGGGCUUAGUUUAUUUGCAACGAGGGAUCUACACUCUGCAAGGAUUGUCUAUGUUCUAAGCGUUGUGUUUAGAAAUAGGGUUAGAGAGAUGUAAAAUUUUUAGCUUGGUUGGCAAGUUAUUGUACCGUUUUUGACUGUUACACUUUUAUUGAUUAUUGAUAAUACAAUUUUACUUCUGUCAAGCUGACGGUGGUGGUCGUGACGGAUGGUACCCACCGCCGGGGAUCGAGGAAAACGCACGAUCACCGCGCAAUUUCACCACCUCCCUUCCCUCUCUGAAAAACGCUGUUGUGACGUGCGGACCGCAGCCAGCUGAGCCCACAAAGUGUGGCGUCAAGGACGGGCCAUGCCUCUUCAACAUCCAAGACGAUCCAUGUGAGUACACCAACGUAGCCGAGAAAGAGAAGGACGUGCUGAAAAUGAUGUUGCAAUUGCUGGAGAAGUACAAAGCGACUAUGGUGCCGAUUAGGAAUAAACCCUACGACAAGAACGCGGAUCCCAAAUUCCAUGAUGGCGUGUGGACAGCGUGGUGUGACGAGAAACCAAAUGAGAACUGCGAGGAGUAGUGCCAGGGCACUCAGUGUGGUUGAUCGUCACUUAGCGGGUUGUGGGUGGGGAUUUAAAAGAAUUAAAGCAGAAAUGAUUGUAAUUUGGUUCCUUCGGUAACGCGAUUGCGUCUUUCAAAUUCAUCUUUACCAAAAGCCAUGGGCAAACAUCUCUUAAUGGAAAACAAAGAAUUGCCACGUUGCUGUGCAUCUCAUGAAAGUCUCUCUUCGGGUCCGGGAAGUUAACCCUUGAACUCCCAAGAUCUGAUUGCUAAUUCUCCCCUCUAAUUGCUACACAUUUCCUAGCGAAUUACUUACGAGAAUUUGGCGUUAGAUCAAGAUAACAACUUCUACCUAAUAAGUUUAUGUAUUCACAUUACCUGUUUGCUAGAUAAUGUAUGGAUACUAUAUGGAGAACAGGAGCCCAUUACCCGGAGCCUCCAUACCAAUUGUACCCUUGAGUCAACCCUGUCCCGUAUCUUUUUAUUUUUUUAGAACCGAGAUAUGUGGGGGGUUCUUUAAUUUCCCGCGAAAACACGGUGAUGUUCGCAUAACACCCAAAAAAAAAUGGCGGCCAAAGGCGAAGGCUGACUUCUAUUCCUUCUCUGCAGGAGACGUAAACAGUAGAGGACCACAGCUCUCUUAUGAUUGGCUAUUAUGUAAACACCCGCGAAAAAGCCCGUGGGAGGUGCUUCUAAAAAUAAAAAGAUACGGGAUAGGGUUGACUCAGUUGACUCAGAUGGUAAGUAUGGAAGAUGGAAGCGCCGGGUAAUGGGCUCCUGAUAGAGAAGUUACAUGUGAAUCGCCUCUAGGAGUUUGGAGUUAAAUGCAGCAGCAGUUCAGAUGGAAUGGAAUGGAAUGAUCCCUUUUGGUACUGAGUCGCGAGAUUGAUAAACAAGGGAAUCUAAUUAUUGAGGGUUGGUAAGUCUUACGUGCGGAAAACCAGGAAGAAAUUAAAUCCAAGAAUAACAAUUAAAAAAAUAAUAUAGGGAAGGAUUGAAAAUAACUAAAAAGCUGCCUGUAAAUUAGCAAACGCAGGUAAUUAAAAAAUUUAUGGGGAGAUUUUGAAGGUCUUAUGGUAAAAAUCUCUUAGUUGACUAAUAUAAUGUAAUAAUCAUUUUAGUAUGGCUAAAUUCUUUGGUACCCAAGAUACUUCAGAGCUAACUUCAAAUUGCCACACAUUUAUUCAGUCAAAUUUUACUUUCCAACACUUUGUCUUUAUUGAAU
Pocillopora meandrina is the source of this 8458-nucleotide messenger RNA. The record is from the annotation of a GenBank genome assembly. Lineage: Eukaryota; Metazoa; Cnidaria; Anthozoa; Scleractinia; Pocilloporidae.